This is a messenger RNA of Hyposmocoma kahamanoa, 367 nucleotides long. RefSeq lists its product as uncharacterized. The annotation marks the transcript as partial. The transcript is spliced from 3 exons. Lineage: Eukaryota; Metazoa; Arthropoda; Insecta; Lepidoptera; Cosmopterigidae. The record is from RefSeq and is a predicted model, not a curated record.
AUGUCCAGGAACUCGCGAGGGUACGAGAGUUGGAGCUCGGUUGUUCAGCACCACCGAUGUCGUCGGCUCCGUUGUCCUGCUCCAUCGAUCUGCCCACGGAUACCAUCGGAGACCAGUAUUUGGACAACAUGAGGUCUCCCGAGAGCGCCGGGUCGCUUUUGUCGGUACAGUCUGCGCCACCGGAACAGUGCGAGCGUCCUGCCAGCCUCUUGCUUGAGUUUCCGUUAGCCAAUCAAGUGGGCGCGUACCUCUCGGCCAUGUCGCCCACCGAGCAAGAAGAAGAUUCCCUGCUGACGUUGUCGUCGGUCACUGCCCGACCGCUGCUGGCGGCCUCGAGAAAGCUGCGCGCGCCGCCUUCGACCGCCGA